Molecule: messenger RNA, 4094 nt
Organism: Mya arenaria
Lineage: Eukaryota; Metazoa; Mollusca; Bivalvia; Myida; Myidae
Exons: 5
Coding region: 734-1792 (352 amino acids)
Source: RefSeq, a predicted model, not a curated record
UACGGGUAGAGAGUAUAUGUCUCAUGGCUUUCAAAUGUAAGAACAUAAAUACUACAUUAAAUAAAGAAUCAUUUGGGGAGCGGUGCAAAAGGACGAACCAAAAUGAACGGGAUAGUUAGAAUUCAUAAACGUUUAGAACAUACUGAUUAUAACAGAUGUAUCUAAUUUUAAUAAAAUUCAAGGGCCGAAUGGGUGAAUAUUUGGCUGUCGAAAUAUCUCAGUAAGUUAAACUGAUGACAGUGAAUUAAAUGGAAAAAAAACAACAAGGAACACUAUGAAGAUGUCUAUAAAACAGUUCGAUGAUCCUUUUUGUUUUGGAAGACAGUGGCCUACAUGUAGGUGGGUCAAUCGAUACAAAAUAUUGACAUUUAUUUCACCUAACGAAGGAAAAACGCAAGUAAGAAUGUGCAAACUUUGUUUUUGAGGGGGAAAAUGUGCAGAAUUCGAGAGGAACAGAGUUGUGCGCAAAUGUUUUCAUGUGGAAGAAAAAUGAGCGAAGAUAUCGUUAGCGCAAAAAGGACGACAUUUUACAUUUGCGACGAUUUUCAAUAUCAUAUUUUUAACAUAUUUGAAAUAUGUUUUUUGGAUCAUAGAUAACAGAAGAUAAAGAAAAUCAAAAUUAUCUAACCAAAAUCAUUUUUAAACAUGAAAUUGGAGCGAUGGUUAUUUUUACAUUUACCUCAUUCCGGAAGUUGUGAUUACGAAUGUUGUGGAAAACCUCCAUUGUUCAGCCAUGUUUUUAAGUAAUUUUCACAUGUCCAUUGUGGGGUUUUUGAAAUGCUGUUUUACUUUAACGCAUGCAAACCUUUCCGAGGAACACAAAUGGAAACUUAAAAGAGUUGGAUUUGAAAUACGCAACAACGGGGACAUGAGUUAUGGAGAAUUGAAGGAUAUAUGUCUGCAAAUUGUACGACAUAAUUGCGAAGAAGACAUGGCGACCUCCUUUUCUGAAUUUCUACAGCGAAUUGAAAACGGCAACAUUACGAUGUUUCAAAGGGCUGAAUGUACAGACCUUUUGGUUAAAUGGUAUAAUGCAUGCCUUGAAUACAACACGUAUUUUGACGAAGGUUUAAGGGUUAUGUCCACUUUAGACCUGGCGAGAAUUAACAAUGUGUUCAGUUUAAAAUCAACUCCAAUCAUAUACUGUUCAACGGUGCCAAUCCACGCAGAUGUCAAAUGUGUCCUUGAGUUUUAUCAUGGGUACAAACAAAGGUCUUUCCAUCUGUUGGUAUUUGGUUCGGUUCAAAAUGUGAUGUCAAACGAUGGUCGUGGCUUUAUGCAGGAAGGGUUGGUUUCCAUGUACAUUGUGAGUGAUAUACUGACUUCGAUGGAAAAGCAGCAGGAGUUGGUGAGAAAGAUGUCAGAAGGAAACAUGCGCCUAUUGAAAGAAGACAAAAUAAACAUAGCACAGGGCAAAGUCGAUAUAAAAUCUCAGAGAUCGCAUUACAAAUUAGUAGUCAAUGCUAAUGUUCUAAAAUCACGACUAUGGAAAAUGAAAUCAUCCAAAUCACAGACAUCCGACAUUAAAAGGCUUAUUCCAAAAUGCACGCACUGUGGCGGCUUCAAGACAGGCACUAGCUUUUCCGACCAUCACCAUGCGAUAUUGCACUGGAAACUGGAAACAGAGUUCACAAAACACCCAUCUUUAUUGUCAGAACUCCUCUGCCACUUUGAUGUAAAGGUUCAAAUGAUGACCACGCCCAUUUUGGCUAGACAAAGGAUGGUCGUGAACGUUACUUCACAAAGUCCACUCAUGCAGUGUGAUAGGACAUUGUAUCUGCGAAAGGACUGAGCAAAGAAUGAUGUUCAACAACAACGACAACAACAACAACAACAAAGAGGAGAUUUACAAAACAGGAAGGCAGUCCAAUCGUGCAUGAAUUGAAUCAAACGGGGAAAACACAACCUUGGACAAUAUGAAUAAAACAUACGUUUUAAGGUCAAACUGCCCAGCAUUUUUGUUGUGAAAUAUAAAGACAGCAUAUGAUGUUAGUCGCCCCGCUGUACAAAACUUAAAGUAUCAUCUAACUCCAAUUGUCCAAUAUUCUAUUGCAUUGGCAUGUGUAUACAUGUAAUUAAUUAUGAUACUGAUAUACUGAUAUGAUGCUUCGAUACCACAUGCUACAUUGUAUUAAAAUGUCUUGGUGCACGUCGUUAAUCUUUUGUUUCGUUCAACAAAAAUGCAGAGUGGUUAUGCAGGCAUUGUCACUAAACCGGGUUUAUGUUUAAACUUUUUGCUACUGAGCAUGUUUCUGUAGCUGUUUGCAUAUAUAUUGAAGAAGAUACGAACAUACAGUACUAUAUGCUAAAAGAGUGAUACUGCAACUGAACAAAUAAUUGUGCACAACGGCGUGUUCUUCAUAAAUUCUACUCCAAAAAAGGACGAUUUGUGGACCAUAUUGUGUCACUGCAUGAGUGUCAAAAUGUUCCUUGAAUUAAGUUCAUUGAAACCAGAGGAAAUCCUGGGGGGACAUCGUCAGAGUCUAAGGCUUUAAGGUCACAUUUAACAUGACUUAAUGCACAGUCAAUUGUAAACACGCCCCCCCCCCCCGUCCCGGUGAAUGGCGUGGACUUGGACUUUUGGUCCAGCCAAGUAAGAUCCCCGCCUUGUGAGGAAGAACUGCUGUUAAAAUUCCCGCCAAAUGCCCCCGCACCCCAGAGACCCUAGGUAAGGCCUAUUCCCCGCCAUUUUUGGCACGAAGACAAAACCACUGCAUUCACCCGGCACUGCGGAGCCACCUUGAACGUAAAAACACGGCCCAUAUCCCAGGCUAUCCCCGGUAUACCCCCGGACCGGGGGGGGGGGGGCGUGAUUACAAUUGACUGGUUCAUAAGUACAUAAAACUCUUAUUAUAAUAUGCCUGAGAUAUGUGAUUAAGUUAGCUAUUGUACCACGAGUGUCAUAGAAAAACAUAUUCUCACGAGUGAAAUUUAUACGAUCUUGCACCGAAAUCGAUAUUUCUGUGUUUCUUAUGUGCUUUAGAUAAAUUGGUAUUUUAACUAUAUUAAUAUUGAUACCCCCUUUUUGAAAUACACCUUUGCUAUCCUCGUGACGCACCUCACACACAGUUUUGAUCGUCAAUGACGUACACUUGUCGUUCCUAUACAGGCUUGUAGAGAAAUAGUUAUCCAAUAUUUUUUGGAAGUUUAUUAUUUUUAGUGUUUCAUUUUUUAUAAACAUUCAUUUAUAAUGAUCUUUUAUUAAUGAUUCAUGUUCCUAAUAAUAAUAGGCAGUGUCCGAAUUAGUUUUAAAAUGACCAGUACAUGAAUACAUUGACCAAAAUAUACUGGAUAGGGCGUUUACUGAAUGCACAUUUGCAAGAUCGAACGAGUAAACAAAACAAAUGAAGAUUAACAUUGGAUUAAGCACAGUUUUACAAAUUAAUGAGUUUGUUUCAUGAUACAUAUGAUAAAUAUAAAAUCACCCUCGCUGUCAGAAAUCAGUCUUAUUGGCUUGUAGACGGGUAAGUUCCCAUGAUGGGAUGUCUUAAUAGCACAAUUGUCUAUGAUCUGCAUAGUGUAAAACUUGGAGUAUUCUAGUUUAUCAGUUAUAAUUGUUUCGUGAAUUUUCCGGGAAGUUUAUAUUUACAAAGUCAGACAGGUUGAGAAGAUAUCAAAUAGAUUAUAAAACAUCGAUUUUAUGGACAAACACUUGUCUUAUGUCUUAUGUUAUAUACGAAAUUGUCAAAAGCAGGUUUUCAAGCAAUCGGCUUUAAAAAACGUUUAAAACAUAUAGUGAUUGCCAUUUCGCUAAUAACGGUAUAUUUUAGGUAUUUCCAAAACAUCUUUAUUCAAACAGACGCAAUAUUUUAUUUGAGGUAUUCCGUUCUAAUCGAAAGGAAGUUGCUACUAUUUAUUUUCAACAGUUAUUCUUAAAGUUUAAUUCCUUAGUUUGCAGUGAAAAUAUAAAAAAAACACUGAUAAAACUCCAAUAUUCACUGAAAGGCAUGAAAGAUACAAAUUUAUAUAUUCAGUUCAGGAAAUUUGAAAGUUAGCGAUAAUUAAUUUUAUAAUGAAAUUGUGGAUUAAAUGGUAUAGAGUGUCAGAUAUAUUUAUCACAUGUGGUUUUUCUGGUAUAAAAUAACCAAAAACGA